AUGCUGUGCUUCCUCCGGGGAAUGGCCUUCGUCCCCUUCCUCCUGGUGACCUGGUCGUCCGCUGCCUUCAUCAUCUCCUACGUGGUAGCCGUGCUGUCUGGGCACGUCAACCCCUUCUUCCCCUACAUCAGUGACACAGGAACAACUCCUCCAGAGAGUGGCAUUUUUGGAUUUAUGAUAAACUUCUCUGCAUUUCUUGGUGCCGCCACCAUGUACACAAGAUAUAAAAUAGUUGAGAAGCAAAAUCAAACGAGCUACUUCAGCACUCCCGUCUUUAACUUGGUGUCGUUGGCUCUUGGAUUGGUGGGAUGUAUUGGAAUGGGCAUUGUAGCCAAUUUUCAGGAGCUGGCUGUGCCCGUGGUCCAUGACAGUGGGGCCCUCCUGGCUUUCGUCUGCGGUGUGGUGUACACGCUCCUGCAAUCCGUCAUCUCUUACAAGUCAUGUCCCCAGUGGAACAGCGUCACGACAUGCCACAUACGGAUGGCCAUCUCUGCGGUCUCCUGCGCAGCUGUAGUACCCAUGAUUGCCUAUGCCUCACUAAUUUCUAUAACCAAGCUGGAGUGGAAUCCAAAGGAAAAGGACUAUGUGUAUCACGUAGUCAGUGCUACCUGUGAGUGGACUGUGGCCUUUGGUUUUAUUUUCUACUUCCUAACAUUCAUCCAGGAUUUCCAGAAUGUCACCCUAAGGAUAUCCACAGAACUCACUGGUGACAUCUGAAAAAAGGAGAACUUCGUCUCACUCAGUGAAUGUCACAGGCAGCUUCUAGAAGUGGCACAGAGGACAGACCUAUUUGGAUGCCACCCUGACUGGCACACAUCUGUGGCACAUCUAUGGCACAUCUGGGAUUGCAUUUUUCAUUAAGAGUUCUUACAUAAUAAUUGUCCUAUU
Messenger RNA from Jaculus jaculus (lesser Egyptian jerboa), 888 nucleotides. RefSeq names its product DNA damage regulated autophagy modulator 1 (gene Dram1). The transcript is spliced from 7 exons. Gene Ontology annotation, biological process: regulation of autophagy. The record is from RefSeq and is a predicted model, not a curated record. NCBI's taxonomy places the organism in Eukaryota, Metazoa, Chordata, Mammalia, Rodentia, Dipodidae. Bases 1 to 717 code for a protein of 238 amino acids. Gene Ontology annotation, cellular component: lysosome.